AUUUGUUUGUCAAAUGAUGAUGGUUUUAUUGAAAAUUUCAACUUGAUCUCACCUUCACAACCAUUUGCUUCUGCUCUUCCUUCAAAUACAAACUGCAUACCACAAACACUUAAUCAUAAUAAGACAUUUGUGGGCAUUCUUGACCGUGUACAACUCGCAGGAUGUUCCUGAAUGCCGGUCCACGAUUGGACCUUGUUUGUUAACAGGCGUUCUUUCAAACUAGAAGGCAUUUAUGAGAUAUCACUUGACACUAAUGAAACACUUAUAAAUAACAUAAUCUCCAAAACAGAGUGAUUACUGGGUCGUGAUUCUUGUAAAACUGGACUCCCAGAGUGUGGCAGAGGGCAGACUGUGGAGGUGAAUGGCACCGAACGAACGGUGAGCUCAUGGGCAGCAGGGGGUUGCGUGUUUGUGUGUGAUCCAGCUCCUGUCCACAGCUGUCACACAGGGCCUGACGUGGCUUUACAUUCCUGCUGAGAGCUAUAAGAUCAUUUCAGAUCUCAGUCCUGCAGGUCUGCUAUUAACAGCAGGAUUUUCUCACUGUUAUUUGUGAAAGUUUUUGACUUGAAAAUACUCUGGGUUAACUUCUUUUUAUACUGUAUAUAUAGCCUACAUAUUUUUCCUCAUAAUGGACGAGACCAUCCUAUGGGCGACGGCUGUGGUUGAUAGAAGAGCAGCCCUUGACAAACGGGAGGAGAAGCGUCGAGCUCGGGCGCGAAAGUUGGGGAUUUUGGUUGUAGAUGCAUCUUCUGUGGGGGCAGAACAGGGAAAUGAAUCUGUCAAUCAAUAUGUUGCAAAUAUUCAGGCACAGGAACGAGUGAGGAAGAUCUCCUCUGAUCUGAGGCGUGAGAUCAUUGAUCUGGGGGGUGCAGAGAAUAUUAUUGAGCUGCAUAUGAAGAAUAAGAAAAUCAAGAACAAGGCCGCAGCUUCCAAAGGCCUAAUGGAUGUUCCUGUGGGACUUAUUGAACCAGAGGAGUUUUUAAAAGCAGCAGCUCUGGGAAACAUGGAAGUAGUUGAGAAGUUUCUGGAAGAUGAAGGAGAUCCAAACACCUGUGAUGAGUUCAGAAAAACAGCACUCCAUCGGGCUGCUCUGGAAAAUCAUGCUAAAAUAGUGGAAAAAUUACUGGACAAAGGAGCUGAUAUCAACUUUAAAGACAGGCUGGAUUGCAGGGCUGUACAUUGGGCUUGCAGAGGUGGAAGUCUCUCAGCACUGAAAGUCCUUCAGGACAGGGGAGCUGAUAUCAACGUCAGAGACAAACUGCUUAGCUCACCCUUACAUGUGGCCACACGGACAGGUCACAGCGACGUGGUCCAACAUCUUCUUGCCAAUGGAAUCAAUAUUAAUGCCAAAGAUUGGGAAGGAGACACAGCUCUACAUGAUGCUGUCAGAUUAAAUCGUUAUAAAAUUGUAAAACUCCUCAUUCUGGCAGGAGCCGAUAUGCAGAUCAAGAAUGCUGAGGGCAUUACAGCCACUGAACAGGUGAAGCAAUGGCAGUUUGACACCAAGGAGACACUGGAGAAACUGGAACAGAUGAGGGAGGUUGGUCUGGCCUGACAGACACAUGGAUUCUUUGGCUUCAUUAGAGCCGCUGUGAACAGGUGCACGUCUGAGAACAACCCCACCUCUGCCGGAGUAACUAUUUGCUUUCUGUGUUAAUUAGUGGUGAAAAGUACCUAUCCACACUCAGUAUACUGAAUGAAUGAGGACUUAGAAAAGAGUUGUAUUCAUUUAUAUAAAAAUGAGGCUUAAAUUUUAAUAAUAUGUA
This is a messenger RNA of Megalobrama amblycephala (Wuchang bream), 1766 nucleotides long. RefSeq names its product ankyrin repeat domain 2 (stretch responsive muscle) (gene ankrd2). The transcript has 9 exons. Gene Ontology annotation, biological process: regulation of transcription by RNA polymerase II. Gene Ontology annotation, molecular function: RNA polymerase II-specific DNA-binding transcription factor binding. The coding region runs from base 629 to 1555 and encodes 308 amino acids. Gene Ontology annotation, cellular component: nucleus. NCBI's taxonomy places the organism in Eukaryota, Metazoa, Chordata, Actinopteri, Cypriniformes, Xenocyprididae. The record is from RefSeq and is a predicted model, not a curated record.